Messenger RNA from Serendipita indica DSM 11827, 2913 nucleotides. Lineage: Eukaryota; Fungi; Basidiomycota; Agaricomycetes; Sebacinales; Serendipitaceae. The record is from the annotation of a GenBank genome assembly.
AUGGAGGAGAGCCCUUUACACACCCUCUUUCCUCUGACCUGGCCCAUUCCUACCCCUAUAACGCAUCCUAAUCUACUUCAACCAUCCGAUGUACAGCGUGAAGAAGAUCUACAGCGCAACGCCGGCUCCUUUCGACAUUGGUGGACGGCGAUCCAAGCGGCAAAGGACGCGGUAAUCGCGCAGCAAAAGAAAGCUCAACCCGCUGCGCCUGAAAUAGAACAGACGCUGGGUCUGCUGAGCACACCCGAGGCGCGUCUUGGGCUGCAAAAGUUGGUGUACCUAUACGAGUCUGCGCUCGCGUAUUUUCCAACCUCGUUCAAGCUAUGGAAGGCGUAUUUACAAAUGAGAUGCCUCUAUGUGCUCGGAAAAGGCGUCAAACCAAAGCGAGCAGGAGGCCGCAAAAAGCUGGCUGAGAUGAGAGAGGCGUUGGAGGAUGAAUUGGCAUAUGCUGAGACGUGGGAAGCGGGUCUUGACGGUGUAGUUGGCUGGGAGGAGUGGAAGUCUCUCAUUGCGACGUUUGAACGGGCCUUGACUUGGCUUCCGACGAUGCCACGACUCUGGUUAAUGUACUUUACCCUCUUUCAGCAUCCUCAAUGUCCAGCCCAGAUCUCCCAUACUCAUGCACGCCGAACCUUUGACCGUGCACUUCGGACGCUCCCCCCGUCUCUUCACUCAAGAGUCUGGACUGUAUAUCUCUUAUGGUCUGAAGCAAAGGGUGGAAGCACAACGGCACGCGUCUACCGACGCUAUCUCGCCAUCGACCCCUCAAUCACCGAACGGUAUACGGCUAUCCUGCUUUCUCCGGAUAACCCACAACCGAGGCCACUCGAGGCUGCAAAGUUGCUGUUGGGUCUUGCGAGAAAGGCUGCCAAAGGCAAAUACACCAGUCCCGAAGGAAAGAGCCCAUACCAGCUCCUCGGAGAAUGGCUGGAUGUGGUACAACAGUAUCCAGAAGAGGUCGGAAUGGAUAUUGAAGAAGCGCAACAGCAACUCGCUGCCGAGCCCGGUGCGAGCACCCAAAAUAAGCCAGCUACAAAGAAUGGGACUGGAUCGUUGGUGAGGUUUGCUGCGCCUCCACAACCUGUGGAAGAAGAGGAGACGUAUGAUGAAGAUGUGGACCCUUCGAGUCCUCGCAAGAUUAAUGUAGAGAAGGUCGUGCGGCGCGACGGUCUCGACGUUUACAAAGACCAAGCCGGUCGACUGUGGGCCGGCAUGGCCACAUACUGGUCGAAGCGGGGAGAGUUUGAAAAGGCCAAACAAACCUUCGAGGAAGGGAUCACCUCUGUGCUCACUGUUCGGGACUUUACCCAAAUCUUUGAUGCCUAUGCCGAAUUUUUCGAGUCGCUCAUAACUGCGUUGAUGGCCGCAUUGGAAUCACCAGAAGACGAAGAGUCGGCGGCGGAGAUCGAGGCGGACCUGGACCUCCAGAUGCAAACGUUUGAGGAACUAAACGAUCGAAGGCCGUUCCUUGUGAACGACGUUCUGAUUCGGAGAAAUCCACACGACGUUCAGGAGUGGGAGAAGCGAAUAGCGCUUUGGGGAGACAAUGAUGAAAAAGUCGCUGAGACGUAUACAAGGGCGCUGGAAACCAUUGCGCCGAAAAAGGCCAGCGCCAAUUUCCACCGCCUUUACAUUAAUUUCGCCAAGUUUUAUGAAGAAGGUGGGACGACGGGCCAGUCUGAGCCCAGCCUCGACAGCGCAAGAAAGCUCCUGGAAAAGGCAACCAAGGUCAACUUUAGAACGGUCGAGGAACUUGCCGAGGUUUGGUGCGAAUGGGCAGAGAUGGAGAUACGGCAUGAAAACUUCGAUGAAGCCAUUCGACUUAUGCAACGCGCUGCGUAUGUGCCAAAAGACCCAAAGAUUAACUACCAUGAUCAGAGUCUCCCCGUUCAGGCUCGACUCUUCAAGUCGCUCAAACUAUGGUCUUUUUACGUCGACCUAGAGGAGUCUAUUGGAUCUGUUGAAAGUACAAAGAAAGUCUACGACAAGAUUCUCGAGUUACGAAUAGCAAAUGCUCAAAUAAUUGUCAACUACGCUACCUUCCUGGAGGACAAUCAGUAUUACGAGGAAAGCUUCAAAGUGUAUGAACGGGGUGUCGAAUUGUUUAACUUUCCCAUCUCAUUCGAAAUUUGGAACAUUUACUUGUCAAAGUUUGUCAAGCGCUACGGUGGUUCCAAGCUCGAGCGAACACGAGACUUGUUCGAGCAAGCGCUCGAAAAGUGCCCUCAAAAGUACUGCAAACCCCUCUUUCUCAUGUAUGCGAAAUUGGAGGAGGACUAUGGAUUGGCGAAGCGGGCCAUGGCCAUUUAUGAGAGAGCUGCUUCGGUGGUGUCCGACGAGGACAAGUUUGAGAUGUUUACUAUCUACAUCGCCAAAGUCACGGAGAAUUUCGGCUUGCCAGCGACCCGAUCCAUCUUCGAGAAGGCACUCGAGGUACUCCCAGACCGACAAACGGCUCAAAUGUGCCUGAGAUUUGCCGCAAUGGAACGCAAGCUCGGCGAGAUUGACAGAGCACGUGCGAUUUAUGCCCACGCUUCGCAAUUUUGCGACCCGCGGUUGUUCCCCGAAUUCUGGUCCGAGUGGAAUCAAUUCGAGGUGGAGACGGGCUCGGAAGACACGUUUAAGGAGUACCUGAGGAUCAAGCGCAGUGUACAGAGCCAGUACAACACGGAAGCAUCCUUCCUUGCCGCCCAUACCCUCGGAACUCAGAAGGAUGCAAAAAGUAUCGAGCCCUCUGCACCUGUUGAUCCUAUGGCUGCAGCGGAGAAGCAAGCUACCAAAGGCCCCGCUUUCGUCCGUGCCACGACCACGGUUGUGAAACCUGCAGAGUCAAACGCAGACAAGUCAAUGCAAGACGGUGACAAGGCUGCAGAAGGCAACGAGGAAGAGAUCCAAAUGUCUGAUGAAGAGUAG